AUGAACAUACCGCUUAAGGUUAUAGUGCGCGUCGCACCUAUUGCGUGCCAUGAAGCAGACAAUAAGGCUAGCGUUCAGGCAGGCGACAAUCUGGAGGAUGACAACUAUCUCAAAGCGGGAGAUGGCCGUACGUUUCGUUUUUCGCAAAUUUUUCAUUCACCGAUCAGCAAUCAGGAGCUUUACUUUGAAUCCGUUGCCGGGCUAAUGGAAUCUGUGCUGGAGGGCUACGACUUUUCGAUCGUAACGUAUGGAGCGAAGGCGACAGGCAAAACGUUCUCGCUUUACGGCGCCCCAGCCGAGAACAGUCCGAGACAAGUGCAUGACGACGGGAUUGUAUUAUGCUUCAUUCGAGACUUGUUUUGCCGCUUAAAUGCGCAUCCAGAGCGUAUGUUUUCCAUUAGCGUUGCGUGGAGUGAAAUUACAGCCAGUGGCGAUGUGAUGGACGUGCUAGAAAACGCCGCCAUGGUGCAAUGUUUCUCGGUAGAGGACACUUACGCGCUUCUCGUGCUCGGUCUGCAUCGACGCAAUAGAGACAACCACAGUAUUCUUAGCUUAAUAUUGGAGCAACAGUGGACUUCCGUUGGAGGCAUGAACCAGCAUCGACAGUCGACCAUCAGCUUCUGUGACCUCCGGGGCACGGAGCGAGAAAUGGUGGACGAAAUGCUAGUACCCAGUGAUACAGGGCUGCGCAAGCUGGAGGACAUUGUUAUCCGUCGAAACGAGCAGUACAACGAGUCCGUACUGACCGCAUUUCUGAAAGAUUCCUUCGGAGGUCGGGCACAAACGUUGCUCCUGUUGUGCGUCUCCGCUUCCACGCUGGAAUCUGACUGUACGGCACACGACUUAGAAUUUGGCGAACGAGCGGAGGAGAUUGUGAAUCACGUCGUUAUGAACACGUUCUCCGAUAAUAACGUCCCGAUCGUGGCCCUGAACGAUGAUACGCUCGGCGGUACGAACAUAAAUCUCGAUGGGCUAUACUUUGCAUCGCAGCAGUGGUCAAAGCUGUUGAAAAAUGCCGAAUGUUUGUUCACCAAGCUGUUCAGCACGUGUGAGCUUAAUCAAACGGAACGAAAUCAAAUCGAAGAGUGGCUAUACCUCAAGGCGGAGUGUGACGAUUGUUUCAGCUCGACCGACAUCAGCCUGCCGACCGGGACCCAACCGACUCGAGUAUGUUUAGGGCCGAUAGAGGAGAUCGACGAGGCAGAGGAUAACGCGCUGCACGACAGCAAUAAAGAAGCGUUUCCUUCGGAUAAUGAGAGUGAUUCGGACAUUUGUACACACCUCACGGACGUGAGCGAUCGCAUACAAAGCUACAUUAAGACGUUUCAAGCAAAAACCAACGAUCUCAUCAUGGACAAGUAUCAGGAUUUUUUCCAAACGCAUCCCGAAGGCGGAACCGCUCCAGAAUCCCGAGAGGAGCUGGAUCAAAACAAAGAACGAUCGGCUGACGGUGGCAACUUUCACAAUCCCGCACGAAGGAAAUCAAUCUUUGACGGCGAAACGACUUACAGCACCGAUCUGACGCUGAUGAUGCCGCUUAAAAACGAACCGUUGACCAUCGCGACGACGGCAGUGGAGAAAAAACUAAACAGCAAUUUACGCAUCUGUCAGACAAGCAUAGAAUCGCUGCAUGCACAGAUUGAAGAGAUCCGGCGGACAAUCACGCUGAAGCAAAAGUACAUUACAGAUCUGAUCGAGAAUAGCGAAACUCGCUCGGUUGCCAAGUCGCGCUUCAGCAAGAAAAAGCACAAGCUCGAGGCGGAAUACGAGAAGGCAAAGAAGCAGCUACGGAAAUCGGUUGUCAACGGAACGAACAAGGAAGAAAUCAAUCGGUUGAAAAGCCAAACAUCACAGCUGGAGCAGAGGUUGAAGGAUCUGGAGUCGAUCGGCUUCAUUGCUGGCGAAUCGGGCCACAAGAAGAAAAAGCUGCAGCAAUCGAUCAAGGACUCGCAGAAGCAGCUGGACGUGUUGCAGAGAAUGCUCAAAAAGGAACUCGAACGCAAGGAAGCGCUUGAGAAGGAGCUGGAAUCGCGAACCCAAAAGGAGUCGCGGGCGGCAGCUCGAACGAACAGUAACGCGGGGGUGCAAGAGCUAAGCGAAAGUAAGAGCAAGAUAAGGAACAUGAACGAGCGCAUCUCGCACAUUGAGCACGUGCUCAAAGAAAAGUCGAGCAAUUUGAAAAAGUAUGUCAACAAGAAAAGCGCCGAAAAGGAAUCGCUGCGCUGCGAGAUACGCAACCUACGAAGGACACGCGAUCAUCUGGUCGAGCAGCGAUGCCAUCUCGAUCGGAAGAUACGCGAAGACAAGAUGCCGUCGUUUGAUGAAGAGCGCAAGCUUGUGGAGUGUGACGAAGCGAUCGAGGCGAUCGACGCGGCAAUAGAGCUGAAAAAUGAACUGAUCUGCGGACGGCGUAGCAUCGACACGGACGAAAGCUUACAGCGCGAGAAGGGCGAACAAAUGCUGAUGGCCAGACUGAACAAACUGUCGCUGGACGAGAUGCGCACGCUACUGUACAAGUACUUCCAAAAGGUUGUCGACCUGAAGGAAGCCAGCCGCAAGAUGGAGCUUCAGUUCAUCUCGCUCGAGCGGGAGAAGGAUGCGUGGGAGUGGCAGGAGAAAAUCCUGACCAACACCAUCCGCCAGACGCGCCUGGAGAAGGAGCGCUCGAUCGUGGCACUGCAAAAGCAGCACGAAACGAAGCUGAACCUCAUGUUGCGCCACUUUGCGGUCGACACGUCGGCGUCCAUUUCCAGCACCAUCCCGGAUAGUGUGCUGCCGCCUUACCACACCCAAACCGAGUUGGUGCUGGGGUCCGGUUCCGCCCGCUACCAUCACCACCGGGUGCAGUACGAAUCGGACAGUGGUAGCAGCGAACCGCGGUUUUUGAGCGGUCACACCUCCAAGCAGUUGGCGCAUUACAAAACCAGCUCGAUUCCACCCGCCGGAGCAGGUAGCGUUCUCGGGCAAAGCUCGGCCGCGGCUUUCGCGCAACAUCGCAGUGCUACGACGGCGGUGGCCCAGCCACCUCUGGUGGCAAUCGCGGAGAAGGAACAUCGGCCGAAAAAUAAGCUUUUCUCGAAGCUGCAGGUACUUUCGCGCUACCACGGAAGCGAUAAGCGCAAGAUUUUUCAAUCCGACAUCCCGCAGCAGAAUCUCAAGCAGCUACAAGGCGCGUCGCGGCCAUCGCUAACCAAAGUGACACGCGAGAAAAAUAAAAUCAUCAUUCAGAGUGACGGUGGAAGCAAAUAGAUGGGGUAUUUUUCGCCCCCGACAAUCGUACCCAUUUGUAGUUC
Molecule: messenger RNA, 3293 nt
Organism: Anopheles nili
Lineage: Eukaryota; Metazoa; Arthropoda; Insecta; Diptera; Culicidae
Gene: cos
Product: kinesin-like protein costa
Exons: 1
Coding region: 1-3249 (1082 amino acids)
Biological process (GO): microtubule-based movement; mitotic spindle organization
Molecular function (GO): microtubule motor activity; microtubule binding; ATP binding
Source: RefSeq, a predicted model, not a curated record